Entamoeba invadens IP1 is the source of this 1827-nucleotide messenger RNA. RefSeq lists its product as hypothetical. The record is from RefSeq and is a predicted model, not a curated record. The coding region runs from base 1 to 1827 and encodes 608 amino acids. The transcript is spliced from 2 exons. Lineage: Eukaryota; Evosea; Mastigamoebida; Endamoebidae.
AUGUUUACAAGUUUAAUCCAAAACUCAUGUCCAUGUGGCCGGUGUGUUCACCAAACAACGUCUGGCAAUAGUCGUCUCUACACCAUUUCAAUGAGUGAAAAGUCGUUUAUUCUUGUAGGAGAAGAAGCUACUUUGCAACACAUCUUCUUAUAUGUUGGUCAAAAGAAUUUUCCAUAUGCUGGAAGUUUCAUUCAGCGACAAGGAGAGCUCUUUCCCGAGCAUACAUGUCCGUACGUCUUUGUGUAUCAAAGCAAUUUUAGUAGUGCAGUUUCGAGUGAUUUUGAAGAAUACAAAAAGACUGUCGAAGAUUUAGUCGUCGCCUUUGGUAACGUAUUAAGCACAGACGUGCCAAUUCGAGUCGAUGAGUCCAAAUUUGUAUUUAAUUGCGAAGACGCGCGUAUUUCCGAUUCUGUUGUGACGAAGAAAGGUAUAUGCCCUUGUGGCUUUAAGCACAAAGUGAAUGGAGUCCUCUGUGAUUUUGCUUUUGUUGUGAAUGACGUUCUUGUUGGGAUGUCAGUGGACUCCAAUUUUGUUGUCAGCAUUCGGAAUGCUAGCGAUAGAGCACAUCUUGAGUUGGCGUAUUUGCCUCGUUUCUUUUUAGGGGCUUUUAAAGCCUUUGUCAAUCUGUCGGCUGUGAAUAACGUGAAUAAGAACUACUUUCAUGGACAGAGUCGACCGGAAGGAUAUGAGAAUUUGAAUAGAAGAAAUCCGUUCAUGGAAAAGAUUUAUGCCCUUGCUAUCAAACCUAUUGAGGAACAAUAUAUCGAUUUUUUGAAAUGUUGGUCGUCAUUAACACUGAAACACAAAGGUGCUGCUAGCACAUUUCUUCGUCUAUUUGGACUUAUUGACGAUGAAGACGGUGAAGAGGAGGAUGAUGACACAGAUAUUAAGUGUAACGUUAAUACAUUGUACGACGCAGAGAAGGAGAAUUUGAUGAAAAGACUUAAAGAGGAAAUUGUGUGGGAAUGCGCGAAGGAUGUGGAAGUCGUUGAAACUGAGAAAACAGAAAGUGUAACUACACAAACAGUGGACGAGAGAAGCGAAGAUUUCUCACCAAAGAAAAUUGAAAAGGUCGAGAAAAUAGAACCAAAAGAAGCACCUAAAGCUGACGUCAUUCCGGCAACGCCUGAGAUUGAAACAAUCACACAAAAGAAAAGUGAGGAAGUGAGAGAAAAAGAUAGUCCAGUGACGAACAACCCACAACAACCCAAUGUGUGUUUUGAAGGAGAAGGAAGCCCAAAAUUAGAAAACCCUAAGAGUCGUGAAAAUGUGAGAAGUAAUCAAACGAAUCGAGAUUACGAUUGGAGGAACGGCAACACAGAAGGGUGGAAAAAAAGCAAGGGAAAAGACGAAAUAUACGGGAAGAAAGAAGAAGAAGAGCUUGAGUUUCUCACAAAGGAAAUGACCGACGAACAGAAGGCGCAGUUCAAAAUGAUGUACAUGCUAAUGAAAUUAAAAAAGAGCCAGAACGAAGAAAAUGAAGAAGAUAAAACGAAUACGUGGGGCAAAGGACAUACACUAAAAAGCGAAAAGGGGGAGGUUGAGGAUAAACCAGACGAAAUAGAGCCAAAGGAGUAUAUAUAUGCGAAAGACUCAAAAAAAGUUGUUAAGAUCAGGUAUAAAUAUGGGAAUAUUGUAUUCAAAGGCGAUGUGACAACAACCGUACACGAUCUUAUUGCACAUAUCAAGUUCGAAAUCACCAAAAGUGGCAAACCAAUGUACUGUGGUAAGCUGAAACAAAGAGCGUACAACCAGCCGCUCAAUGAGAUGGCAGACAAAACACUCGAGGAGUUGAAGUUGUUUCAAACGAUGGUCACAUACGAGUAA